CGUGGAAGAUAAGCAAUUUUUCAGUUCUAGUGGAGCAGAGGUGCUCGCUACUCCAAUUAUUGACAGGCCGAUCACCCAAUGGUUAGAAUUAUUCCGUGUUCUAUAUACCUUCCGUGCCGUUCUCAGCUUUUCUCUGGUAGUACAAGUCACUGCCCCGUCCAGUUGGCUCGAGCAUUUCUUCCUCUGAAAGUUCGGUUCAAGCUUUAAUUGUGCUCUGCUACUGCUCUGUUUCGUUUCGCCUUCGUCUCUCCCAGCGGGUUCUUAUAUGGCCACAGCUGCACGCGGCAUGCUCUGCGCUGCAUGGCCAACCACGCCGUCCGGCGCCCGCGUCUCUUGCCGCCGGCAACCGUGAGCGAUCCUCCAUCAUCUUGCUCUGCUCUCCGUCCGUGUGUGAUCGGUCGCCCGGAGGUUUAGAGCUGUGUUCUGUUGAACUUGAUCACAGCAGCUGUCGCGAUGUCUCCUCUGGCGCCUCCGCAGGGCGAGAAGAGCUCAGGCUCCGGGGGGCGGCAGAGGCAGGAGGGCGUUGGGCAGCAGCUGCGGGGGCGAUCGGCGUCGUUCCACGGGCGCGGGGCGGAGCAGCAGCGGCACCAGACGCUGCAGAAGCAGAGGCCCAAGACGCAGCCGGACCUGCUAGCCGGCGUCAGGGGCAGGAGCUUCCGCUCCGGCUCCGGCUCCGCGGACGGUGCCGAGACGCCGAAGGCGGAGCUCGCGUCCGUCAGGAGGACGCCGAGCAAGGUGCUGGUGAGCGUGGCCGUGCAGCGGAGCCUGUGGCCGCUGCACGUCAUGGCGUCGGCAGGGUGGAGCGUGGCGGACCUCGUGGCGGCCGCUGUGGGGCUCUACGUCAAGGAAGGCAGGCGGCCGCUGCUGCCGUCAGCCGACCCGUCGGCCUUCGGCCUGCACUACUCCCAGUUCUGCUUGGAGAGUUUGGACCCGAGGGAGAAGGUGAUGGAUCUGGGGUCCCGGAGCUUCUUCCUGUGUCCCCGGUCUUAUUCAGCUGCCGCCCAUGCGGGCUCUUCUUCCUGCUCCUCCGCCGGAGCAAGCACGGUCAGGGACGACAGGGAGGCUCCGGCUGCAGCAGGCGAACCACCGGCCUGGCUGCGCUACAUGCCGUUCUGGCCGACGAUGUAGCGACUCCCGAUCAUUCAUUAUCACUGCCAACCCUCGUCCAUUUCUCCAUUGCUAGACAAUGAAAGACCCUAUCUUCUGGCCGUCGCAUCAAGACGGUGCAACCGAAUACAAAGAGUUUCUCCCGGACUCUGUAUUUGACAUGCAAACAGCGAAGCCCAUUCUCCGUUUGAUUUGGUAUUUGCGGGGCAAGUGGCAGAAAAGCAGGUAGCGAUUUAGAGGAUAAGACUGUAACGUUUAGUAAUAUCUCGUUGUUAGAUGCAGACGGCCUGAUCCCCUCGACCUGUUGACCACGAAAGAUCCAGAUUCCAGAGAUGUCAAACAAGUUGUUGCUUGAUCAGGACAGUUUACGCUGUCGAAGAAAGGUUUGCUGCAGAAUACAUACAGAAAGCUUAUCUCAAUUAUUGAUUUUUGUACCUGUGGAUGCAAAGCAGACGGAAUUGAGUAAUUGACUGACCUUGUAUGGAUUACAUAUGCAAACUGCUCAAGUGGGAAGGAAA
This is a messenger RNA of Brachypodium distachyon (stiff brome), 1625 nucleotides long. RefSeq lists its product as uncharacterized. Lineage: Eukaryota; Viridiplantae; Streptophyta; Magnoliopsida; Poales; Poaceae. The coding region runs from base 454 to 1128 and encodes 224 amino acids. The record is from RefSeq and is a predicted model, not a curated record. The transcript is spliced from 2 exons.